Molecule: messenger RNA, 407 nt
Organism: Tuber aestivum (summer truffle)
Lineage: Eukaryota; Fungi; Ascomycota; Pezizomycetes; Pezizales; Tuberaceae
Source: the annotation of a GenBank genome assembly
AUGCCUUCCAAAGAUGAAGAUGCUGAAUUUGCAAAGGUACUUCCGCCGGCCGUUAUUGUUCCCCGCCUUCUCUGUUUUCAAUUCAGCGAAGGUUUGCUAACCCGGUUGUUUGCCGCUACACCGCAGGCCUACAGGGACCUCAUGGAGUAACCAGCCGAAUCAAAUUUUGUUGGGCACGUGAUUCUCGCUGACAAGCUCCUUUUUGCAGAGCUGAGAAGCAUGCAGCUACCCUGGAAAAUCAGUUGAAUUCGCUCGAGCACAAAUUGGAUUCGUUUCUAGCCGAGCAUGAGGGCAAACGUCCCGAACCCAACACCAACGCUUCGGAAAGCAUUAUCAGUGCAUUGGGAACGCGGUUAAAUGCUCCGCAAGGUAGUGAUUCGGAGAAAACUCAGAAGGAUUCUCAAUGA